AACAGCGAAUUCAACUACUCCGGUAAUUACUGCGCACGUUUUUGCUAGUGUUGCGCACCUGUGUCUUCCUAACAAGCGAACAACCUUAUACAGUUGCACCAGCUGCUUUCCGUAUUACCUGCUCUAAGCAGGAUUUUUUGUAGGAUUUCAAAGUCAGUUUAUGGGGUAAGUUGAAUACUAUUGCAUUUUUUGGACCGCUCUCUUUUAGACACGUUUGUUGCAAUAGUUUCAAUGAAGACGCUGGCAGCUUAAAUGUGAUCCCUGUUUGGGUUUAACUUCGCUUGCAGCAGGACAGUCAGUGGUUCAAGUGUUUGGAGGGUUGUGUGCAAACAGUGAAAAGAAGCUAGUUUUAUUUUGAGCCCAUCCAGCUCAUCUUGGAUAGACUUAAGUUUGGCAAGUGUGUCGGUCAACAGGUGAUUAACCAAGAAAACAUGUCUAGUCAUCGAGGCAGUUUGGCGCCAAAAGUUAGUGAUGAAGGUCCUGACAGGAGGCAUAAAUCAUUAAUAAACGUCCUACUGAAUUCCCACAAUUUAAAUUUGUUCAACAACAAUGAAACGCUUCCUACAUUUCGACGGGACGUUCACAUGCUGGAUGAUCACUACGUUACGAUCGAAUUUAACAGCAAAACUCUGGGACGUCAGUUGCUGUGUGAAUUAUGCACGCACCUGGGUGUGCUAAACUCCUCAUCGUACUUCGGUAUCCGGUACGUGGACAACAACAAUUUCAUGCAAUGGCUGAAUCUGGAUGAGAAGGUAUUAAAGCAAAUUAAGGAUCUAAAAGAACAGAUGCUUUGCCUCCGGAUCAUGUUUUAUCCGCCAAAUCCCCUUAAUGAAUUCAAAGACACCAAGUCCAAGCAUUUGUUUUACCUCCAGUUGCGUCGUGACUUGUACGUUGGUCAUCUGCGGACAAAUUGUACGGCAACUUGUGAACUGGCCGCUUACGCAAUACAAGCUGAGCACGGCCUUGCUUCAAUCCCUGAAGGAUUCGACGUUGUCCACAUUCCUGGUGGAAUGCGUGUCCUUACCAGUAUGCCGAAAGAGAUCGUCUUACAUAUUCAACGCCAGCUGAAAUCUUUACUAAGCCUGCCAAAGUCAGAAGCUAAGGAUGAGUUUAUCCGGCGAGCCAGUGAAGUUGAAACCUACGGAAUGGAACCAUUUCAAGUGAUGGACCAAUUCGAAAAUGGACUGUGCAUCGGAAUGAAUUACGUAGGUUUGUCAGCCUUCAAAAGUGGAUAUCGGACAGACAUUUUUCCUUGGACAAUUAUCCAACAGAUAAAGCAGGUGAAGAAGCAGCUGGUGAUUGUUGUCUCUAGAAACAAGGGCGACGUGAGACUCGGAUUCAAGUGUCACUCAACUGCCGAGGCAAAAAUGCUGUUGAAGAGGGCGACCAGCUGCGCUCGCUUUUCAAGGCAAAUUGGACGAAUGCGAUUGGUUGGCCCUGAAUUAUGCGCGCCAUUUGCCCAGAACGGGGACGAGAGUACAGCAACAUCUCACUGCGUGGUUACUCCCAAAACAAUGACGGACAACUCUUCAGAGGCAUCAUCCGAAGUAUCAUCUUCAGCAUCACAGUCCGACGAAGAACAGGAUUUCCCAAAUGCAUUGCUCAGUAAUCAGAAGCGCAAGGAAGCGUCUCAGCCUGCCUUACAUCGUCUUCACCAAGUACCCAGAUAUAGCAUAGCUACGCCUGCUGCAAACCGAGAAAUUGCAUCCACAGAGCACCUACAGAUUCCGAGAAAAAGUUUGGGGGGCAGUAUGGAUUUAUCCGCAGAGGCAGUCGAAGGAAGUUUAGCACGUCUUAAGCCACAGUCGCCCGCCGUUCUGGUUCCUGCAGAAAAACGAUAUAUCUUCACAAGCUCUUCGAUUAACCUACCCAGUGAGGAUUUCUAAUGUGGCUUGAGAACCAUCUGGAUCCGGAGAGUCAACCCGUAUUCAGCCUGCUGUAAGUUACGACCUCUCAUCCUGCCACAUCGGAUCGUCACUGAGACAACUACCGUAAAAUAACCGCGGUUACUUGGUAUAAGUCAUCCAAUCUGGUGUAUCCUUCAGACAUCAUGCGCUCCGAACCAAGUCAUACUCCUCUGUGGUCACCACAAUGAUCCACAACCACUAUUCUGUCGUGCACCUUUAGGCUUUGUGUAAUCAACGUGUAUUCAUUCUUUAUAUCGGUGCAGAUUGCAAUACAUCCUACUUUUUAUUGG
Dicrocoelium dendriticum is the source of this 2197-nucleotide messenger RNA. The record is from the annotation of a GenBank genome assembly. NCBI's taxonomy places the organism in Eukaryota, Metazoa, Platyhelminthes, Trematoda, Plagiorchiida, Dicrocoeliidae.